GUUCGAACAGACAAAUAAAUACAAAGGCAGUUCUGAUCAGCUUAGUGAGACAUCUCAUUAUCGCCAGGUGAGUCGGAAGACCAUAAUACUAUAUGGUGCCGUACCGUUUCACAUCCAGAUUUGUGCACCUCGUCUUCUCAUUCCGGAAUCAAUCCAGCCAUUCCGGGAGCCAGUCAAUUCGUGGGCUUUGAUGCAAUUUGGCUUCUGUGUGAGCCACUCUGCCAUUUGGACCCUGUUCUGUGUGGCUCGCCGAUCACGCCAUGUGUAGUUUAGUUGCAGUUUCGAUUCGCAUCGGAUUGCCUUGCCCAGGCAGCGCAUCAAUCAUCCAUCACGCACGAAAGACAACGAACCAGCCCGGCAGAGCAAACCUGAAUGGCAAACGCCCCACGCCAUGCAUGCGAUUGUAUCCAAGGUUCAGGUUCUGGCAGGAAUUUGGGAUGCAAUUUGGCUACCUCGCUGAACUUGGUCCCCGAUUAAAAUACCUUUCUAAAAAGUUUGCAGAGGCCUUCAAUUGAAGGUUUAUUUCUUUUGUGAAAUUCUUUUAAACGAAAUGGUUUUCUAAUUCUAUUUUACAACAUUUAAGAAAAGUAUUUAGGGGCAUUAUUUUAAUCUAAAUGAUAAACAUCCAGUUAUUUAUAUUUUUCUAAACAUUUCUUUGGCAUGAUUAACAGUUGCUGUUUCCAAAGAUCUAA
Drosophila gunungcola (fruit fly) is the source of this 692-nucleotide messenger RNA. RefSeq lists its product as uncharacterized. The transcript has 2 exons. Lineage: Eukaryota; Metazoa; Arthropoda; Insecta; Diptera; Drosophilidae. Bases 261 to 515 code for a protein of 84 amino acids. The record is from RefSeq and is a predicted model, not a curated record.